AUGUCUCGAAUCUACCUCUCCUUUGCUUCCCUCCUCGCGACCGCCGCCGCCCACGGCCACGUCACAAACAUCGUCGUCAACGGCGUCUACUAUGCCGGGUGGGACAUCAACAGCUACCCCUACAUGGAGACCCCGCCGGUGGUUGCCGCCUGGGGAACUCCCAACACCGGCGGUGGCCCCAUGGACGUCAGCUCAGGCUACACGAACCCCGACCUAAUCUGCUCGCUCAAUGCCACGAACGCCCAGGGCCAUGUCACUGUCGCGGCGGGAGACAAGAUCAACUUGCAGUGGACUGAGUGGCCGGAUACUCACCACGGACCUGUUAUUGACUACCUGGCUUCGUGCAACGGUGCGUGCGAGACGGUUGACAAGACGACGCUCGAGUUCUUCAAGAUCGAUGGUGUCGGACUGGUUGAUAACUCUGCUGUCCCUGGUGUCUGGGGCGACGACCAGCUCAUCGAGAACAACAACAGCUGGAUGGUGCAGAUCCCCGAGUCGAUUGCUCCCGGCAACUAUGUGCUCCGCCAUGAGAUCAUCGCCCUGCACAGUGCCGGGACCGAGGGUGGUGCGCAGAACUAUCCUCAGUGCUUCAACCUGCAGAUUACCGGCUCUGGAACUGAUGAGCCGACUGGAACCCUGGGAACGGAGUUGUAUACCCUUGACGAAGCUGGUAUCCUUGUGAACAUCUACGCCAGCCUCGACUCGUAUGAGGUCCCUGGACCUGCGCUGUACAGUGGUGCUUCGUCGAUUGCGCAGGCUACUUCGGCUAUCACUGCUACUGGGACUGCGGAGACGGGGACAGGCGGUGCGACUGCUACUGCGACUGCUUCUGCCACUGAAAGUGCCACCGCGACUGCCACUGCUACAAGCAGCGCAACAUCCACAUUCUCAACCUCGAGCAUCCGCUCCUCUGCCUCCGUCCCCUCGAACCCCUCGACAACAAGCACCGCUACUAGCGUGCAGACAACCCAGAGCGCGACAACAGUAACAACGACAACUCGCACCACCUCCGCCCCGGGAACGCUGACGACCGCUACAUCGUCCGCCACGUCUACUACCGUCUCUGCUCCCACGACUGCCCCGACAACAUCUACCCCUCCUUCCUCUGGUGAGGGUGGGGCUCAGGCUAUCUACCAGCAGUGUGGCGGCAUCAACUACAAGGGGGCUACGGCUUGUGCGGAGGGUUCGUCGUGCCAUAAGUAUAACCCGUACUAUUCGCAGUGUAUUCCUGCGUAG
This is a messenger RNA of Aspergillus calidoustus, 1236 nucleotides long. Lineage: Eukaryota; Fungi; Ascomycota; Eurotiomycetes; Eurotiales; Aspergillaceae. The record is from the annotation of a GenBank genome assembly.